Messenger RNA from Ceutorhynchus assimilis (cabbage seed weevil), 1870 nucleotides. NCBI's taxonomy places the organism in Eukaryota, Metazoa, Arthropoda, Insecta, Coleoptera, Curculionidae. The record is from the annotation of a GenBank genome assembly.
CACGCUUUCACGUUUCAUGCGGCCAUUUUCUUCGUAACUUGUUUAGGAGUAGGAGGGUUUGAGUUUGAGGCCUUUCUUCUGCUAGUACUUUAAGAAAUUCCUCUACACAAUCUUCAAAAAAAAUGUCUUACAAUACAAGAAGAAACCCAGUCUUUGGAGGCAAUUCCAAUCAGAAUCAAUCUUCAAAUGUGGGCGCUAGAAGGACAGGAGGCUUUGUUCCUGGGGGGCAGCUGGCUGGUUCUCAACCACAGUAUAGACCUCAAGGACAGCAAAAUCAAAGAGCCGGACAGCAACAACAACCUGGAAAUGCCAGGAAUCAGCAACAGGUCCAAACUGGUUAUUCCCCUGUGAAACCAGAGCCACAGUCCCCCGUCGUAAGACCUGGGGGCGCCCCGACCGCUGCCAAGCCCGUUGUACAGCAGCAGCAGACGCCUGCUAAGCCUGCUGUGCAGACUCCUACCAAGCCUGCUGUACAGACGCCUGCUAAGCCUGCCGUACAACAGCAGCAGACUCCUGCUAACCCUGCUGUACAGAAGGAACAAACAGCUCCGACAGCUGCCCUAAUUUCAACAGACCCAUCAGAUUUUAUGGAUAUUGCUGAAAGUGGCAAUGGAAACGCAGAAACACCAAGGAAGAAGUUCUGGCCUAAAGGAACUGCUAACAAGAUUUCGCGAGCUGAAAAAGCACGCAGACGCAACUUGAAACUGAGUAAAAUUCUACAACCGAAAAAUGCAGUCAUGAUCCUGAACGAACUUAUCAAGGGAUGCGUUUACAAUGUUGAAGAAGUACCUGUGAAAAUUGACGUUAACCAAUUCAGAGGGACUGUAUCUUUUGAUGGACUCGAAUUUGCUGGAACAGGUAAAAACAAAAUCGCAGCCAAAAAUUCUGCUGCCGAAACGGCUCUUAAACAUCUUGUGAAGAACAAGAAAAUUGGCACUCUCAAAAAAGAAGAAGAAGAAGCUGAGAAAAUGGAGAUUGGUGAGGAAGAUGGUCAGCAAGUCAUGCCCUGGUCGCAUAUCGCUUCUUUUGCCAUGUUCAAAUUGUUUUCAGCUUGGGGAGAGGAUCCAAAUACCGUCAAGGUAUGUGAAGAUAAUGUUCAAGACCAACAAGGUAACUUGCUAACUGGGCCGGCCGCUCCUGUUCCACGAGACCCAAAACCAGCCAAGAAGAUGCCCGAUCAUCCCGAAACAAUGAACCCGUUAAUGCUGGUGCACCAGAUGCUUCCCAAUGCCGUCUGGGAAGAAGUGGGCAAAACGGGAAAUCCACCCAAUAUUAUUUUCCAGAUGAAGGUUACUAUUGGCAACAAAAGUUUUUCUGGAACUGGUUCAAACAAGAAAAUGGCUAAAAGAAUGGCUGCAUUCACGGCCUGCCACGAGUUACUGAAUGUUACUUAUCCAUCUGAAGUUUGGAUGCCUUUGUAUAAUUAAAUUCCCAACAAGCUUGAUUAGUAGUUUAGAUUUUAUUGUGUACCUUCACAUUAGAAUUAGUUCUUUAGUUUUAGUAAGUUGCUUUCUGGCAAUUAUAACUUUUUAGAUUAGCUUUUUACUAUAACAAGUAUUUUGUCUAGUUUUAUUGACUUUAUUUAAGACGUGCAGUUUCAAUGCGAUCAAAUCGAUCUGAUGGAUACAGAUCCACUUGGAAAUUGCAUUAAAAACACUGGCGAAUACCAUCAGAAAUGGAUCGGUAGUCGUUGAUUUUAAUUUUGGAUUACAAUGAUGUAAUUUUUUUUAUUGACUUUAUUUGGUGUAUCUAUAUUCUGAAAACUAGGUGGUAAUGUGUAAUUUGUGAUUAGGUAGAGAGUUUUUAAUAGUCACUUUAUAUGUUUUGUGUCUACUUGUCUAGCAAAUCAAAAUAAACCAACACAGUAUAA